AUGGGAUCACACAAAAGUGCAUCUUCAAGGCACCAUUCUCUGAACUCCUAUGAAAUCAUGUUGGGAGUUCUUUUUGGCACCUUAGUGGUGAUCUGUGUUGGAUUAAUUGCAGUAUCCUGGCUGGCAAUCAAGGAAUCAGAAAGAGUAAGAUUAGGGUUCGGCCAGCAUGGAAAAAUUGACAAGUGCGGAAGAGUAGAUAAAAGCAGUGUCUGUGACAAAAUAAAUGGCAGCAUUAUAGUCAUAUUUGACCUUUUCUUUGCCCAGUGGGUGUCAGAUGAAAAUGUAAAAGAGGAACUGAUUCAAGGCAUUGAAGCAAAUAAAUCCAGCCAACUGGCCACUUUCCAUAUUGAUUUGAACAGCAUUGAUAUCUCAGGAAAUGUCUCAAUAGAGUGCCUGCCUGGUUUAAGGCCUUGUGCUGAUGCUCUAAAGUGUAUAGCAAUUGAUUUAUUUUGUGAUGGAGAGUUAAACUGUCCAGAUGGUUCUGAUGAAGACAACAAAAUUUGUGCCACCGCUUGUGAUGGAAGAUUUUUGUUGACUGGAUCAUCUGGGUCUUUCCAGGCUGCCCAAUAUCCAAAGCCUUCUAACCCCACUGUUUGCCAGUGGAUCAUACGUGUAAACCAAGGACUUUCCAUUAAACUGAACUUCAAUUUUCUUAAUAUGUAUAAUGCAGAUUUAUUAAAUAUUUAUGAAGGUGUAGGAUCAAGCAAAAUUUUGAGAGCUUCUAUUUGGGAAAAUAAUCCUGGCACAAUUAGGAUUUUUUCCAACCAAGUUACUGUCACCUUUCUUAUAGAAUCUGAUGAAAAUAAUUAUGUUGGCUUUAUUGCAACAUAUGCUACAUUUAACAGCAGUGAGCUUAAUAAUUAUGAGAAAAUUAACUGUAAUUUUGAGGAUGGCUUUUGUUUCUGGAUCCAAGACCUAAAUGAUGAUAAUGAAUGGGAAAGGGUACAGGGAAAUACCUUUCCUCCUUUUACUGGACCAAAUUUUGACCACACUUUUGGCAAUAUUUCAGGAUUUUAUAUUUCUACCCCAACUGGACCAGGAGGGAGACGAGAAAGAGUGGGACUUUUAAGCCUCCCUUUGGACCCCACAUUGGAACCAGUUUGCCUUAGUUUCUGGUAUUAUAUGUAUGGUGAAAAUGUCUAUAAAUUAAGCAUUAAUGUCAGCAGUGACCAAAACAUGGAGAAGACAAUUUUCCACAAGGAAGGAAAUUAUGGAGAAAAUUGGUAUUAUGGACAAGUAACUUUAAAUGAAACAGUUGAAUUUAAGGUUGCUUUUAAUGCCUUUAAAAACCAGUUCCUAAGUGAUAUAGCAUUGGAUGACAUUAGCCUAACAUAUGGUAUUUGCAAUAAGAGUAUUUAUCCAGAACCAACUUUGGUCCCAACUCCUCCACCGGAACUUCCCACGGAUUGCGGAGGACCUGUUGAACUGUGGGAGCCAAAUACAACAUUCACUUCUAUGAACUUUCCAAACAGCUACCCUAAUCAGGCUUUCUGUGUUUGGAAUUUAAACGCACAAAAGGGGAAAAAUAUACAACUUCAUUUUCAAGAAUUUGACUUAGAAAAUAUUGUAGAUGUAGUUGAAAUCAGAGAUGGAGGAGAAGAUGAUUCCUUGCUCUUAGCUGUGUACACAGGGCCUGGUCCAGUAAAGGAUGUGUUCUCUACCACCAAUAGAAUGACUGUGCUUUUAAUCACUGACAGCAGUUUGGCAAGAGGAGGGUUUAAAGCAAACUUUACUACUGGCUAUAAUUUGGGUAUUCCAGAGCCCUGCAAGGAAGACAAUUUUCAGUGUGAAAACGGAGAGUGUGUUCCGCUGGUGAAUCUCUGUGACGGUCACCCACACUGCAAGGAUGGCUCAGAUGAAGCACAUUGUGUGCGCCUCUUCAAUGGCACAAUGUACAACAAUGGCUUGGUGCAGUUCAGAAUCCAGAGUAUAUGGCAUACAGCUUGCGCUGAGAACUGGACCACUCAGAUUUCAAAUGAUGUUUGUCAGCUAAUGGGACUAGGAAGUGGAAACUUAUCGACGCCAAUCUUCUCAACCAAAGGUGGACCAUUUGUUAAACUGAGCACAGCACCUGAUGGCAGCUUAAUACUAACACCCAGUCAACAGUGUUUACAUGAUUUCCUGAUUCUGUUGCAAUGUAACCAUAGAUCUUGUGGGAAAAAAAUGGUGGCACAGGAAGUCACCCCAAAGAUUGUUGGAGGAAGUGAUGCCAAAGAAGGGGCGUGGCCCUGGCUUGUCGCUCUGUAUUACAAUGGCAUACUGGUCUGUGGUGCAUCUCUUGUCAGCAGUGACUGGCUGGUGUCUGCCGCACACUGCGUGUAUGGGAGGAAUUUAGAGCCAUCCAAGUGGACAGCAAUCCUAGGCCUGCAUACGACAUCGAAUCUGACUUCUCCUCAAAUAGUCGCUCUGUCGAUUGAUCAAAUUGUCAUAAACCCACUUUACAGUAAACAAAGAAAGGACAAUGACAUUGCAAUGAUGCAUCUUGAAUUAAAAGUGAAUUACACAGACUAUAUACAACCUAUUUGUUUACCAGAAGAAAAUCAAGUUUUUUCUCCAGGAAGGAAAUGUUCUAUUGCUGGCUGGGGGAGAGUUGUACAUCAAGGUCCUACUGCAAACGUAUUGCAAGAAGCUGAUGUUCCUCUUCUAUCAAAUGAGAAAUGCCAACAACAAAUGCCAGAAUAUAACAUUACUGAAAAUAUGAUAUGUGCAGGCUAUGAAGAAGGAGGAAUAGAUACUUGUCAGGGGGAUUCAGGAGGACCAUUAAUGUGCCAAGAAAACAACAGAUGGUUCCUUGCUGGUGUGACAUCAUUUGGAUACCAAUGUGCACUGCCUAAUCGCCCAGGGGUGUAUGUCCGGGUCACAAGGUUCACAGAAUGGAUACAAGGUUUUCUAUAGUAGAGCAUUUCUUCAACCAAAUAUGAAAGGCAGGUAGUUUUCCUAUUCGACUCUAAGAAGCAUAGAAAUUAAGAAUUUUGUUUAAAAACAUUAAGAAGUUACCAAAAGCCUUUAUUCUUAAGCCACCGAAAUGUUAGGGGGAAAUAAAACAAACAAAA
Molecule: messenger RNA, 3053 nt
Organism: Microcebus murinus (gray mouse lemur)
Lineage: Eukaryota; Metazoa; Chordata; Mammalia; Primates; Cheirogaleidae
Source: RefSeq, a predicted model, not a curated record